UUUAAAUAAUUAUACCAUAAAUAAAAUGAAUAAUUCAGAUAAGAUAUCAUGGUAUCCAGGACACAUGAAAAGAGCAAUGGAAAAUUUAGAAAAGAGAAUAUCAGAUGUAUAAUUAUUUUUAGAAUUGAGAGAUGCUCGAGUGCCUUUUUCAUCAAAAAAUUAUCAUUUUGAUAAUUUAAUGUAGGCUCAUAAUAAAGAGAAGAUUAUAAUAUUUAAUAAAUUUGAUUUAUGCAAUUAAGAAACAACAAAUAAAAUAAUAGAAAAAUACAAAAAAGUGGGUAUUUAAUGUAUAGCAACAUCAGCAAGGGAAAGAUUAAAUUUAAAGGAAUUGAUAAUGAUGACAAAUGCAUAUAAAUCAGCAAAAUUUGCAACAGUAGGUAUGUGGUUAAUGAUUUGUGGAAUGCCUAAUGUUGGCAAAUCUACGAUAAUAAAUUAAUUAAGAUAAACAACACCAAAAUUAAAUAAAAGGAAAGCAAUAGCAAAAUCAACAGCAAGUCCUUGUACAACUAAAAAUGUAGCAGGGAUGAAAAUAUGUGAUGAACCUUUAGCUUAUUUAGUUGAUACCCCAGGAGUGAUGAUUCCAAAUAUUACAGAAGAAGAACAAGGAAUCAAAUUAGGAGUAAAACAUAACAAAUAAUCUUUGAAUAGUUGGUUGGAUGUAUAAAAGAUAAAAUAGUAACAAAAGAGAGAAUUUUAGACUAUUUAGUAAAAGAGAUGAAUUAAUAAUAGAUGGAAAAGUAUUAUAAAAUUUAUGGUUUAAAUGAAAGACCUAAAACAGGUGGUGAAUAUAUGUUGGCUGUAAGGGAGAGAUACAAUCAUUAUAAUUAUGAGACCACAAUAGAUUUUAUAUUAAAUGGAUUUAGAAUUGGAAAAUUAGGAAAUAUUACUUUGGAUAGUGUAGACUUAUUAAAUUGAG
Paramecium sonneborni is the source of this 916-nucleotide messenger RNA. Lineage: Eukaryota; Ciliophora; Oligohymenophorea; Peniculida; Parameciidae. The record is from the annotation of a GenBank genome assembly.